This is a messenger RNA of Fukomys damarensis (Damara mole-rat), 2393 nucleotides long. RefSeq names its product transmembrane inner ear (gene Tmie). The record is from RefSeq and is a predicted model, not a curated record. The coding region runs from base 1023 to 1325 and encodes 100 amino acids. The transcript is spliced from 3 exons. Lineage: Eukaryota; Metazoa; Chordata; Mammalia; Rodentia; Bathyergidae.
GGGGGUUGUGAGGAGAGCAGGGGCAGCCAGAGAUGCCCCUCGAGUCCAUCCCUUCCGGGCCCUUGCUGCACAGAGGCCCAAGGUCCUCUCUCCCCUCAGCACUAACCCACUCCUGUCCCUCAGCCAGUCUUGGUGACCAGGAGAGGGUCAGGUCUUUUCUGAUCAGGAUGGCUCUGCCCAGACUCCACAGGGCAGGGCCAUGUCCCAAGACAUCCAGGACAGGCUCAUGUCCCCUGUGCCUUGGGGCAGGAUUGUGUCCUCUAGAACCACAAGGUGGGAUAGUAUCCCUUUAUGCCUUGGAAGAAAGACCCUGUCUUUUUCCAAGGACAGUGUCUCCUAGCAACCCAGGGCAGGGUCACAUUCCCCCAGGCCCCAAGGGCAGGGUGGUGUCCCAGGUGAGAGGUGGCUGGCUGGACCCUGCCCGGGGCAGCCACGGCUGCACUUACAUCUUCUGGCCUCUAGGUGUCGCCGUUGCAUUAGUUAUUUCUCCUGUCCUGUGUGGACACUACAGUCUCUAUGAGGCCACCUGGUGGGGACCUGGGGCAGAACAGCUCAGCCUGGGCCCGGCUCCCAGAAAGGAGGGAGGGAAUCCUGUCCCCAGCACAGGCCUUCCUGAGCUCCCAGGCGCGGCAGGAGGCGUCCACAGGAUCCUGGACCUGGCUGGACUUGGUUUCCCAAGCACCAGCCACCCUCUGUCAAUGAACCAGAGCAGCCCUGAAAGGGAGGGGUCAGUCCCAGGGGCCCGAGGGCCAGGUGAGCACCCGACACCUCCCGAGGUGGGUAGGAUACCUCUGCUUCCCACGUCACCGCGCAUGGUCCGGGCCCGGCUGUUUUCAGGUUCUCAGUCUGAGCUUGCUGAGUGUCCAAGGCACUGGAUUUCAGGAGGUUCUGAAAUCGGGCUGAGUCCUCGCUGAGACCCAGCCUCCUCCACCUGGCUCACUCCUCUCUCUCCGCAGCCCAGCACCGCACCGCCCAAGCCCAAGCCGCCCCCGCUGACCAAGGAGACCGUGGUGUUCUGGGACAUGCGGCUGUGGCACGUGGUGGGCAUCUUCUCGCUCUUCGUGCUGUCCGUCAUUAUCACCCUGUGCUGCAUCUUCAACUGCCGCGUGCCGCGGACCCGGAAGGAGAUCGAAGCCCGCUACCUACAGCGGAAGGCAGCCAAGAUGUACACGGACAAGCUGGAGACUGUGCCGCCCCUCAACGAGCUCACGGAAAUCCCGGGAGAGGACAAGAGGAAGAAAAAGAAGGACGGUGUGGACACAGUGGCCAUCAAGGUAGAAGAGGAUGAGAAGAAUGAGGCCAAACAGAAGAAAGGACAGCAAUGAGGAGGUCCACAGGGUGGCAGCCGGGCUGAGCCGAGGCCACAGCCAACCCACAUGGCCCGGCAGGUGCAGGGACAGACGACAGGGGCCGGCCUCCUUCCACAGGGCACCUUGCGGCUGACCCACCCGGUGCGCCUCCGCUCACCCUUUCAGCCAGGGGCAGCAGUGGGGAUGCGAUGGUGGGGCAGUUUCCCUCUGCCCUGACAGGCUGUCGUGAUGGGCCACAGCUGGCUGGACACAGGCCGAGAGGGCCACCUCAUGGUGAGGAGCCUGCCCCAAGCCUGGCGGGGUCCUGUCCCUGGGGCGAGGGGCCCAGAAGCAGGAGACCCUGUCCCCGCAGACCCCAAGCUCCGCACAACGACAUGCACUUGCUUUGCCCGUCACCGUGGAGCUGAGCUGCAAGACACUGCCAUGAGGCGUGAAGCACAGGGACCUCCAUCUCCUAGGUGGGCUCGGGGCACAGAGAAUCAGGAUGUCCGGCCGCCAUGACAGCUCUCUCUAUGCCCACAGUGGCCGGAGGGUUCAGGACCCUAGAGGUCGAGGUGGGCAGCUCCCAGCUGCGCCGUGCAGCAGCCUCCUCCCACCCACACUGCCAACAGCAGCAUCUCUGCUGAGAAGAGCAGCCAAAGACCAAGAGGGCUGGACCCUGUGGAAGGGAGAGGGGAGAGGGGCUGCCUGGGGACUCAGGAGACAGCACAGCAGGUUCCUAGCUGGGGGCCCUGCAGGAGAAGCAGCCUGCAGAUUUGCAGUUUUUUUGUUUUGUUUUGUUUUGUUUUGGUACUGGGGAUCGGCAACACCACUGAGCUAAAUCCCCAGCUCUGCAGAUUUGUGAAUAAAACUGAGCACCCUCUCAGGGCCUUCGGUGUGUUCUGUCCCUGGGGCACCUUGUGCAGGUGACACAGGCAGCAGCGGCAGGUGGCUUGGGCUGGGCUGGACCUCCCUCCCUGGCUUCUCCCGGACCAGCCCGAUGAGGGCAACGGAGGAAAGGGGUCCAGAGGCUGGCAGAGCAGGAAGCCCCGGCACUGGCGAAGACGCAGGCUGUUGGAGACUCUCCCCAUCUGCCCUGAGGCU